AUGGCUUCGACAAAUUACAAGGAGGCUUUCUCUCUCUUUGACACCCGCGGUGUCGGCCGCGUUUCCCUCGACAAGCUAGGCGACCUCCUGCGUGCCUGCGGUCAAAAUCCGACCCUGGCUGAGAUUCGCGAGCUGGAAAAGAGCAUUGGUGGCGAUUUCGACUUCGAGACCUUCCAGCGUAUCCUCAACCGGCCAGGCGGUUUCCGUGACCCAGGCGAGCCCGAGGAAUACUGCCGCGGUUUCCAGGUGUUUGAUAAGGACAUGACUGGCUUCAUCGGUGUUGGCCAGCUCAAGUACAUCCUGACAAAUCUGGGUGAGAAGAUGACGGAGGAGGAGGUCGACGAGCUGCUCAAGGCCGUCGACACGAGCAAUGGUCAGGUGAAUUACACUGAGCUUGUCCGGACCAUCCUUUCCAACUAA
Molecule: messenger RNA, 420 nt
Organism: Thermochaetoides thermophila DSM 1495
Lineage: Eukaryota; Fungi; Ascomycota; Sordariomycetes; Sordariales; Chaetomiaceae
Product: putative light chain protein
Exons: 4
Coding region: 1-420 (139 amino acids)
Biological process (GO): mitotic actomyosin contractile ring assembly
Cellular component (GO): myosin II complex
Molecular function (GO): calcium ion binding
Source: RefSeq, a predicted model, not a curated record